Danio rerio (zebrafish) is the source of this 4926-nucleotide messenger RNA. The record is from RefSeq and is a predicted model, not a curated record. NCBI's taxonomy places the organism in Eukaryota, Metazoa, Chordata, Actinopteri, Cypriniformes, Danionidae.
CAUACAUUAGAAACAAUAACAGUCAAUAAAUGAAGCAAGUGUCACAGAUAUAGAUAAAACAUAGAAAGAAACCAGUUAAUAAAAAAGGUCACAGUGCAUUUAAACAACGCCUACUAUCUGCUGCUCUAGAUUACCCCCUAGCGGACACUCCAUGAAUUACGUUUGUCAUUUUCUUUUUACCUGUUCUUUGUAUUUUUUAUUUUUAAUGAAUCCAAUUUAUUUAAUAGUAUAUUUUAAUGAUGAUAUUGAUCUUUAAACCACUACAGAGACACAAUUCUUUCAUCUACAGUUACACACGAGAGGAGUAUCAGUGCAGCGACACAACAGGACAACUCCUGAGCCUCUCAAUGCCUGUGCUGUUCUCAUCAGAGCAGUCACACAUGGGGAAUAUAACACAAGCUGUGCUAGACUUCAUGAAGAAAGAUUAGAGUAUAUAUGGGAAAACAUUCAUUUUGUUCUCUACAAAUCUACAUUGAGCUCUAUGACACUGAUUUGACCAAACUGUAAACAUAUUAUUAUUAUUAUUAUUAUUAUAUACGCUCCAGUACAGCAGGUGGCGGUAUUCAGCUUUACGCUGCUCUCUGUAACUCGCCACACAGGAAGAAGAAGAAGAGGAGGAUAUCCAGUUUACUCGUGAUGAGCUUCUGGAUUUGAGUGUCUCAGCUGCUGAUCUAUUCCUGCAUUCAGCUGAAUUAUGAAGGCUGAUCAAUGACUGGAGAUCUGUGAUUGUUCAUCAGUUUCUGCUGGAGAUCAAACUCUUCAGGUCCAUCAUGGAGGACACACACACACCUGGAGAUCUGGAUUUGUCUACAGGAUGCAGGUAUUAGACCUACACGUGACAUUUCAUAUGAUUAUUUUCAACAGGAAGUUGAAUGUGCUGACUCAUCUGAGUGAGACGCGAUUGCCAUCCGUGAGAUAUUGUGAAGUGCGGGGUAAAGUUAUUGCCAAGAAACUACCUCCCUGCUCAUAAAUAAAAGAUUGAAAUUAUCUCCUGACUCCUACUCCUUAACCAGAGUGCUAAAGUGGUCAGCAACAUUUUAAGAACUGGCAUUCUAAAUUGGGCAAUACCCAACAAAUGGUCCUUCGAGCCGGAGCACUGACUGCUUCAGAAUGUCAGCAGAUGGCAAUCCAACAUCUCCUUCUCAUGCCAGACCAUUACGACAAUGUCAAGCCCCCAGGUAUCUAGAGGAUUAUGUCCUUGACUCCCAUCACCGACCUGCCCUCACCUCUAGUACGGUUCAAAGUGUAAUGGAGGAGCCAAAAGGCGCAGCAGCCGCAGUGUAUUCGAGUCAAAUUAAUGGAAACCAUAAACGAGAAGGACAAAGAAGAAAAUGCUGAAAUGCACAGUCUUCUCAGGAAAUUAGAGCAGCUCAAGAAACGGAAACAGCGCAGAGAGGAGAUGAUGGAGCACAUUACGUCUUUCAUAAGGGAGGAACAGGGAAAUGAGAACAAUGAACCAGUACAGUCUUCUCCUGCAUCUUCUAAUCCAUCAAGUCCUCCACCCUUACCCUCAUGGGAAACAGUACCACAAUCAGAGCACCAAGUUGCUGCAGGCUUAUCAAUGGGACCAGAGGAGAAGUCACAUCAGAUGUCAGCUAUGGUUUCUAGACCAACGGUGGGGAGCCAUAAUGCUGCUUAUGAAUCAGUCAAUCAGAGUUGUCCACAAACUACAGGUUUUUUGUGUUCCCCUCCCUCAUCUGGCAUGGCAUCUCCUGUUCCCCAUCUGCCACAGUCACAGCUAUAUGAGCCCAUGUCCUCUCAGGCUCCCAGACCUCUCCCUAGGCAGGAACAAGCUAGCACUGCUCAUUCAGAACGAUCAUUCCACCCCCUUGAACCACAGGUGAUUUCGCCAACACCAGUCUAUCCACGUUCUAUGGCACCUUAUGGCUAUAUUGCAACACCAUACUCACAAAUGCAGUUGGUGAAUGCACCCAAUUCACACAAUCUUGCCCCUCCGUAUCAAGCAAUGAUGUCAUCAACAUUACUUCCCCAAAAUAUGUUCUCAGGCCCAAUGCCUUCAGUGAGCACGGCUGCAGUCGCACCACAGUUGGUCACAGCUCAGGUAGCAGCACCACCCAAUGGUAGUAUACCUCAACGUGCUUUAUACAGCCCCCCAAAACCAAAAAUUCCAGACUUCACAAACGACAGUGAACGAGAUUUUGCUAAUAUGAAGCUAGCAUUGGACAAUUUGCUUGAACCUUACCCUGAACUAACAGAAAAGUACAAAUACCAUGUACUAUUGGAGCAUCUUAAACUUCCUGAAGCUCAGAUGAUAGGGCAGUCAUGUAGGCAUCAUCCAUAUCCCUAUUCAGCAGCUAUGCAAGCACUUCAAUUACAGUAUGGUCAGCCCCAUCAACUGGCUCAAAGUGAAAUAGCAGCCAUCCUCACAACACCAGAUGUAAAGCCCAAUGAUGGUCAUAGCUUUCAGAGUUUCGCUUUGAGAGUUCAUCUUCUGGUCAGUAUGCUGCUGUCACUAGAGGGACCCCGAGGGAUGGAGCUUAACUGUUGCUCGUAUGUGGACCGCUUGCUUAGCAAGCUACCAAAAUACCUUCGAGAUGGCUUCAUUGAGUUCCUACAACAGCAGGGAAAACUUAAUGCCUUAAGUUUGAACCCUUAUAAUCUGCAAGACUUCGCUGGGUGGCUACAAGUCAAAGCACAGCAGCAGCGGCUGUCUAAUCGACUAAUGCAACGCUAUCAACAUGAAAGGCCUUCAAGUAUUGGAAAGGAGAAAACUCAAGCCAGAACAAAGGGGACAAGCUUAGUACUUUAUCAGGGUGCGGCCCCCAAUGAGACUGCUCUCCCUACCCAUCCUAAAGAGAACAAACAAAGGAAGCCACUUAAGGUACAAUGUCUGUUCUGCAAUAGUAAAGAACAUUACAUUACACGCUGCGACAAUAUCAAAGAGCAGUCAGUCGCAGAGCUCCAUAAAUGGAUUUCAGAUGGAAGGCGAUGCUGGAAAUGUGCAAGAUUUCAUGCACCAGAGAUGUGCAACCUCAAAAAGCCAUGCAGUGACUGUGGUAGAAUACAUCUAAAGGUGCUCCAUCGUAUCGCACCUAAUGAUCAACCAAACACAUCAGGUACGCCAGAGAGUCGUAUUUACCUCACCCCUGCCAGUGUGACCUGUAGAGUGCUUCUUAAAGUGGUUCCAGUGUUGCUACAUGGCAAGUUCAAAUCAGUAGAAACCUAUGCUAUACUAGAUGAUGGAGCGCAACGAACUAUUGUCUUACCUAUGGCUGCACAGAUGCUUCAGUUGAAAGGUGAACCUGAAGUACUGACUUUACGCACAGUGCGAGCAGAUGUUACCCAUCUUUCUGGAUCCAAGAUUAAUCUGGAAAUUUCCCCAAAAGGCGAACCCAAUAAACGUUUUCAGAUACUUGACGCCUUCACAGCUUCCGGUUUGGAUCUAGUUGAGCAAUCAUAUCCAGUACAGAGACUUCAAAAGCUGUAUGCUCACCUUAGAGGGCUCCCUCUACAGUCCUUCCACAACGUACGCCCACUAGUACUGAUCGGAUCAGAUCAUGUUCAUCUUAUCACAGCCGAUAAGCCAGUCCACCAAGGAAUCAAAGGUGGCCCAGUUGCAAUACACACAGCCCUCGGAUGGGCAUUACAAGGAGCAGAGAAGAGCACACCAAUCCACAAUUCAGUACAGCAGUGUCUUUUUACAGCGGCCUCCUGUCCCAAUGACUUGCUUUAUCGCAGUGUUGAAAAGUUAUGGCAACUGGACAUCUUGCCUUAUCGAAAUGAGAAACUGGUGGUUCGUUCCAGGGAAGACCAAGAAGCAAUCAAACUUCUUGAGUGCAAAACACAGACAAUUAAUGUGGAGGGUGUCCAGCGGUAUGCCACCCCUCUCCUGCGCAAACCUGGGGCUCCUACACUAUCGAGUACGACUCGAUCUGUCAUGCCUACUUUGAGAAGUAUUGAGAGGAAACUCCAGAGAGACCCUGAGAAAGCAACCAUCUACUCUCGUGAGAUUGAGAAGCUCAUUAAAGCAGGCUAUGUCACUAAAAUUUGUCCAGAAGAAAUCAGCCAGUCUAAAGAGGCCUGGUACAUACCCCACCACCUGGUGUGUCACAAUGAUAAACCAAGACUGGUCUUCAAUUGCUCAUUCAGGUCUCAAGGUCAGUCUCUGAACGAUCAACUUCUCCCAGGGCCUGCACUUGGUCCAUCAUUAUUGGGCGUUCUUUUAAGAUUUCGUCAAUACAAUGUGGCUGUAAGUGCAGAUAUCAGGGGAAUGUUCCAUCAGGUUCGCUUGUUACCUGAGGACAGACCUCUUCUCCUCUUCAUUUGGCGAGAUCUGCAAUAUGAGAAUUGUCCAGAUGUAUAUGAAUGGCAGGUUUUGCCAUUUGGUACAACCAGUAGCCCAUGUUGUGCCAUUUUUGCUGUGCAGCAGCAUGCUCGCAAUAAUCAAGAGAGCUACCCAAGUGCUUUACAGACAUUCCAGCAAAGCUUCUAUGUGGACAAUUAUCUAGCGAGUUUUCCCACCACAUCGGAAGCCAGGGUGUCCGUUGAUCAACUGCGCAGCCUACUAGCUACAGGUGGCUUUGACCUUAGACAAUGGGCUAGCAACCAGCCCGCAGUGAUCUCGCAUCUACCCACUGAGGCAAGAUCUUCAGCUGCAGAACAGUGGCUUGCACAAAAUAGAACUGAUCCAAUGGAACCAACUCUGGGCCUCAGGUGGAACUGUGCUGCUGAUACACUGGGAUACCACUAUCGUCCAAUAGAACAUGCUACCCUGACAAUGAGAACAGCGUAUCAAAUACUAGCCACACAGUAUGAUCCACUGGGCUUCAUUGUGCCCUUUACCACGCGAGCCAAGGUGCUCAUUCAACAGUUGUGGUCUAAAAAGCGAGAUUGGGACGACCCAAAUUUACCACAAGAUCUCAUGAAUGGGACACAUGGGACAAUGAGUUAAAACAUCUCAGCGAU